AUGUCUAAUAUCAACCUGCAAUGUUUGUUGGGUAUUCAGUGCAAUGAUUUUGUUAUGAUAGCAGCCGAUCAAAGCAAUAGCCAUAGUAUUAUGGUAAUGAAAGACGAUGAAGAGAAGAUUUACAAAAUAUCUGACAAGCUGGUGAUGGGUGUAAUUGGGGAUUCGGGAGAUACGAAUCAGUUUGCCGAGUACAUUGCGAAAAAUAUUCAGUUGUAUAAAAUGCGAAAUGGAUACGAACUAGGACCUUCUGCUGCUGCUAACUUUACCAGAAGAAAUCUAGCAGAAUACCUUCGUAGUAGUACGCCCUACUUUGUCAACUUGUUGAUGGGUGGCUAUGAUAAAGAAAAUGGUCCCGAGCUAUACUUUAUGGAUUACUUGGCUUCUAGUAUGAAGGUUCCCUUUGCAGCUCAUGGCUUUGGUGGUUAUCUGAGUCUGAGUAUAAUGGAUCGCUAUCAUAAAAAAGAUGCAACCGAGGAGGAAGCGUACGAGAUACUCAAAAAAUGUGUGCAGGAAGUACACAAGCGUUUGUUUGUCAGUCUGCCUAACUUCCAAGUCACUGUUGUGAACAGGGACGGUAUUAAAGUCCUACCCGUCAUCAACUCGGCGUCUUUGAAGUGA
Molecule: messenger RNA, 618 nt
Organism: Danaus chrysippus (African queen)
Lineage: Eukaryota; Metazoa; Arthropoda; Insecta; Lepidoptera; Nymphalidae
Source: the annotation of a GenBank genome assembly